Molecule: messenger RNA, 693 nt
Organism: Kickxella alabastrina
Lineage: Eukaryota; Fungi; Kickxellomycota; Kickxellomycetes; Kickxellales; Kickxellaceae
Exons: 4
Coding region: 1-693 (230 amino acids)
Biological process (GO): protein demethylation
Molecular function (GO): protein methylesterase activity
Source: RefSeq, a predicted model, not a curated record
AUGAAUAUCAACCUCUGGCAGGGCAUGUUUAGAGUGCGCAACAUGCAGCUCUCGCCCCUCAUCUUUAUGUUUUCCCAUGUGUCGGACACUCGUGUUUUGACGUUUGGCCUAGUGUGCAAGCACAUCCGCCAGACCGUGCCCCAGGCGACAGCCAUAGCGCCCAAUACUCGCGGCCACAUAUUUCUGAACCAUCUGAUACCCGACUACAUUAAGAUCAACCGUGCAGUGCUCGGCAAACAUUCCGGGCAAGACACCAUUCUAGCUGGGGACAACAUGGGCGGUGCGGUCAUGGCGCAUGCCACGGCACCAAGAAGACUCUUGCCAAUCCGCAGCCUGGUUCUUAUCGAUAUUGUCAAAGCCACGGCUCUGGACUCGCUGCAUGUCAUUCUUCUCGGGUCUGUGCCGUUACUCAUUGUGCAGAAUGGCAGCAGAUGGUCGUGGAAAACGCAGUCGAUGCCCACAAAACAGUGUUGGCGAGGAUGGUACACGGGGCUGUCAAGGACGCUUGUCAGUGCGCAGACUGCCAAGCUGCUGAUUCUUGCUGGGUUAGACAGGCUGGAUAAGGAGCUGCUGAUUGCGCAAAUGCAGGGCGAAUUCCAGCUGGAGCUUCUGCCAGCUGCCGGCCACGCCAUUCGGGAGAACCUACCCGAUAUGGUUGGCGACGUCGCCACACUGUUUUGGAAACGCAACUAG